GGGCCCGGGACAUGGCGGCGGCGGGAGCUGAGGAGGAGGAGGAGCAGCUGGUCAUGGUGGAAUUAUCUGGAAUUAUUGAUUCAGACUUCCUAGAAAAAUGUGAAAACAAAUGCAAGAUUUUGGGAAUAGACACAGAGAGGCCCAUUUUGCAAGUGGACAGAUAUGUCUUUGCUGGGGAAUAUGAAGAUACCCUUGGAACCUGUGUGGUGUUUGAAGAAAAUGCAGAGCAUGUGGACGCAGAAGGAAACCAAAAACUACAGCUGAAAUACAAGUGCCACACGGUGAAGAAGCUGAACAUGACACGGACGCUUCUGACUGAAAAGAAGGAAGGAGAAGAGAGUGUAGGUGGUGUGGAGUGGUUACAGAUUAAAGACAAAGAUUUCUCAUACAGCAGACCUAAUACGAUUUGUAGUUUUCUGCACCAAAAGGAAGAUUCUGAGGAGGCAGCUCAGGCCCAGGACAAAUUGGCAGAUGAGUCGGAGGGAGAGGUCAAUGACAAAGGGAACUCUGACCUAAAUUACGAACUGAAGAAGCAGAAUAGCAUGGAAAUGGAUGACUCUAUCCCUCUCAUUGAUAGCCCUGCCUCUGAAGCAGAGAACUCUCCUAGAGGAAGUGCCCAGGUUACCUUAGAUGAUGCUCCUAGGUGAUGUCAAGUCUGCAGCGUCCAGAAGUGAGGAUUAAUGGAGUUAGUUAAUACUAUGAACCAAAUUUUUAAAGUCACCUCAACCUGACCUCCACUUUAUGUGAGUAAUUAAUAGUGAGUGCAAAACUGCACCCACAAAUUUGGAAGCCAUUUUAAGGUCUUGAACGUGAUGAUUAUAGUAUCUGUCUCUGUGUUAAAUAUACAUGCAUUUCAAGCUAGCAUCUUUACCUCUGAGUUGAAGACCAGGAACAAAUGACUAAAUGAGAAGGAGACACCAUAAAAAAACUCUGAUGCAUUGCACAUCCAUAAAUAUCAGUAAAAGUAAAUAUUUUUUUUGUAAGAUAUCUGUUGCAAAAUAAAGCCUUGACAUUUUCAGUUAU
This is a messenger RNA of Emys orbicularis (European pond turtle), 1023 nucleotides long. RefSeq names its product general transcription factor IIIC subunit 6 (gene GTF3C6). The record is from RefSeq and is a predicted model, not a curated record. Gene Ontology annotation, cellular component: transcription factor TFIIIC complex. Gene Ontology annotation, biological process: transcription by RNA polymerase III. NCBI's taxonomy places the organism in Eukaryota, Metazoa, Chordata, Testudines, Emydidae.